This is a messenger RNA of Daphnia pulicaria, 1305 nucleotides long. RefSeq lists its product as uncharacterized. The transcript has 5 exons. The record is from RefSeq and is a predicted model, not a curated record. Lineage: Eukaryota; Metazoa; Arthropoda; Branchiopoda; Diplostraca; Daphniidae. The coding region runs from base 140 to 679 and encodes 179 amino acids.
UUUCGACUUUUUGAGAUCGUUCGUUUUUUUAAAAUUGUCAGUUUUCAGUUCAAUGUUGUCACGAUACGCCUCCAAACUCCAACAUUUUUCUCGGACAUGUGCUAAGCGGUAACAAGCGGAACACCACAAUUUGUAAAGGAUGGCAAAUGUUGAAGGUGGAAGACUUCAGCAAAUAUCACAAAAUAUGCAAGAGGUACACACCGUCUUAGAAGAAGGAUUUUCUCAUGCCUGCCAAAGCACUUCUGUGAAGGAUCACCUAUUAAAAGCUGUGAGGCUUAAGAAUAAAGAGGUGGGAGUUGACUUUGCAUUUGGUGAAAAACUGUUGCUUCCUGAUGCAAAAACUUUGAAUCCUUUGAAAGUUGAAAAUCUUGGAGAUAUCUCGAUUCCAGUAUCUGUUCAGGAUAUUCAAAGGCUGAAAGAAAUAUCUGAAGGAUCUUGUUAUGGAAAACAACUGAACAAGAUUUUGGACACCUCAAAACGGCUGGCCUUGGAAAUUAAUUCUUCAAAACUUACCUCUACAAUUUCUGAUGACCUCAAGUUACCUUCACUGGCAAUUCAACAUCUUGGCCUGCCCUCUGAAUUGAUGGGUGUUCAAGCAAAGCUUCAGCAAUUGAUUUUGUAUGAAUCUGGCGGUCAUUACCACCGAACCAUGGAAUACGAAAAAGAAUAUGGCUGCUAAGGUUCGUGAUAGUGUGAAAAAUCAAGAGGAAGAGGAAGAGGACUGUUGGGAUAGCUCUAGUGGAUCUUCCUCGGAACAUUUUUCGGACUUCGGAGUUCUAGAAGAUCUCUUGUAUUUUGUUCUCGAAGAAACCUACGACGAAAAUUACUUUGGAUUUCGUCGACUUCGAGGAAAAGAUCGGGAUGCAGCUCAACUUUUUCAGUGUUGUGGAUUUCUUGACGUACAUUUAGCUGUGGUUACGGAAACCGUUACAACUAUACGUGCUGUAACACAUUCUGAUUGGUGUAGUUGCCACGACUACGAGAAAAUGAAAUCUUCUAACAAAAUUUCGCGAUGGUUGGAUUCAGAAGAUACACCGAGGAAGUUGAGUAUUUAUAUAAAUUAGAAGGAGCAAUGUGUUGGACCUUGUAGGGAGCUUGCGACAUCAAACAGCAAAAAGAUUGACUCGAAAGAUAGACAUUAUAGGUGUGGUAAAGAGUGUUAUGACACGGGGGAAACAACCAUUAGCGAAGAAUAUAUCCAUCACUUCAUUUUGGUUAUUUGGCCCAAGCGUGAAUCGUCUCGGAUGUAUUGUCGAUAUGGUCUUCUUUCACUAUUGCAAGAAUUGGAAUUCAAAAGUUCAACUA